AUUCUGAAUGGAGCCAAAUUACCUGUGAAAGUAAAACUAACUGAAUACCGAUCACUUUAACGAUAAUAAGGGCACGUGAUACAAUUCAAAAUGGAUAAAACAAGGCGGUAAAUUGAGGUCUACCAUACCAGACUUUCUACCUAAAAGACCCCUCCUUUUUCUGAGUUCCCAUUCCCACAAUUUGUGCGGCAGACCAGUUAAGCAGAACCAGGGCCUCUCAAACUGGUAUGUGCCGAAAUGAACUACAACCAAAGAGAACCUAUAGAUCCAAAAAUAGUGAGCUAUAAAUAGAUUAAGCCAACAAACUCUCAGCCCUUCCAUUUCCCGCAACUGGGAAGAGAAAAUCUAUGCCUGCUACUCUUGGAGCUUUGGAGGGGACUGCAAUUCGGUUAAUUUGCGACAGAUCAAGCAGGAAUAGGACGCCAAGACAAUUGUUGCAGCCACAGUAGAGAUGUCACCAAGAAGAUGAAAUUCUGUCAGAUGUAAUUGGUUGCUCGAUGAAUCUUGGUUCCUAAGGCUAGAUCAUUUCAUCUAAAAAAGGCCAGAAAAAGAGGUGGGAGGCGCAAAGAUUUAAGUGGUGGAUUCCUCGCAGGGCACCGCGGGCGGGCAGCCGCCUGUGGAACCGGUUAAGAUGAAGGGCCUUCUCAAGGGCCUCCGAUACAUCUCCCAAAUUUUCGAUCCUAAGGAGACGGAGUCGGAGAUGCAGAUCGGCGCCCCCACGGACGUGAAGCACGUCGCACACAUCGGCUGGGACAACGCCUCCGUCACCAAUCCCACCUGGAUGGACGAGUUCAAGGGUCAGCCGGGAGGCGGCGGGCCGGAACCGUCGUCGCACCCCGGGGCCGCGGGAGCGGAGCAGCCCGGAGGCGGCGGAGGAGCCGGCAAGGCGGAGCAAUCGGAGAAGCCGCGGCGGACGAGAGGGAAGGGGUCGGGGGGCACCGAGGCGAAGCGGCGCGACGGCGGCGACGGAUCCCGGAAUAAGACGAAGGGGGAGGCGGAGGGCGGCGACGGGGAGGCAGCCUCGUCGGCAGCGGCGCCGAAGCAGCGGCGGAGGAAACCGAAGCCGUCGGCGGGCGGCACCUCGUCGGGGCGGUCCAAGUCGUCCUCGGGCGGCGCCGCCUCAUCGGACCCGUCGGCGGCCGCGGACGACGACGGCAAGUCCAAGUUCUAGAGGAGGAAAGUGGGCGGGCGGCAUUGCUUCGCCGCGCGCUGCUCUGCUCUCGCCUGGAUUGUGCUUGGCUUCGCCGCUUGAAUUCGAAUUGGUAUGUUACAGCUCAGUACAUAUGGAGGAGAAGCUUUCGAAUUUGAAACUCUUGGGUUUUCGUUUGGAUCCUCGGAACCACGAGCCCUCUAGAGAGAUUUGGGCCCUUUUUUUUUCCUUCUUCUUUCUUCUCUUUUUCUUUUGUAAUACUGCAUCGUUUGUAUUGGGCCUGUGUUUGGAACAGAUUGUGUUUAGAUGGCGGUGUGACGUGUAGAUGUGGGCUGAGAAAACAAAUGGGCCGUCUGAAUGCUUAGCAUGUGCAAUCUUUUUUUUGUUUUUUCACAUAGAAAUGUCUUCCAUUAUCUAACAAACAAUACAAAGCUAAAUCUCUAGUCAUUCAAGAUAA
Molecule: messenger RNA, 1607 nt
Organism: Brachypodium distachyon (stiff brome)
Lineage: Eukaryota; Viridiplantae; Streptophyta; Magnoliopsida; Poales; Poaceae
Product: CRIB domain-containing protein RIC7
Exons: 4
Coding region: 632-1171 (179 amino acids)
Source: RefSeq, a predicted model, not a curated record